CAGAGGUGCUGCCGCAGAGAUCAUUUCAAGGAUAAGAUGCCAGGAACGUUCUUGGGCUAUUCAGCGUGUUUAUGUGUCAACUGUGUCUGAGGCGAGGACUGGUGAGUUUUAUCUACUCCACCCUAGCCUUAGAACGCGAGUGGACGGAAGCUUCAGCGAUGUAUCUGGGAGAUCAUCGGUGAGACAUGCGAAGUUCACGGCCACUUCAAUAUACCGCAAGACACAGUGUGUGGCAUUGAUAAGUAUCUAAAUGCAAACUCCAACACUCCAAGUGGAUUGGUCAAGGAAGUUUCAUCGGUAGCUACGUGGCUGAACAGGGUUCUCUAUUCGUAUUACCUGUGGAGCGACGUCUAUGUAGCUAAUCUAUCCAAUUCUCAUCUCAU
This is a messenger RNA of Mycena citricolor, 383 nucleotides long. NCBI's taxonomy places the organism in Eukaryota, Fungi, Basidiomycota, Agaricomycetes, Agaricales, Mycenaceae. The record is from the annotation of a GenBank genome assembly.